AUGGCAAGUGGAGAUAACUUCAACAGUUCAGUUGAUCCCAAGAUCCCGGUGCUGAAGGGCGAAACGCUGAAGGAUUUCACCAGGUACAAGAGGGCUGUUCAGGCGGCGGAGCUAGGAUGCGACGUGCUGAUCGAGCAGACGGACCCGAGAGACUACGCCGUGGAGGAUGGAGCGAAUGUGCUGCUGAAGCUUCUGGAGACCGAGCGCUUCGUGAAAAGUAGUUUCCGUGAGCUGCCGAAGGCGUUCGACACGUUCUUCGACCUCGCACACUUCGAGAGGAAAGGCGAGGAGCCCCUGGCGGCGUUCUGUACGGCCAUGGAGGUGGCGAGACGGAACUUGGAGGAAGUGGACCCAGACACGAAGGCGAGGGCGGACGAGACGUUCAAUUUUGUGAAGAUCUCAACGACGCGGAAGAAUCUCUUCCCUCGCGGCGGAUGUAGGCACCGAGGACAAGGCAACAGGACGGGCUGGAAGUGGACGAUGCAUGCGAACGACACCGAGAACGGACAAGCUGAUGGAGAGGACCCGCACAGAGGUAAGCACUGGGUCCAGGAUGACGACGGCUACUGGUAUGAAUGCGACGAUGAUCGCGGACUCUACACGUGCACGGAGGAAGACGAGGAAGGCGACUGGGAUAGCAGUCACUUGUUCUACCUCGAGGACGAAGCUGACACGUUCCUGGCUGGAGAAGACGAUGACUACCACCAGACCCUCGUUACGACGCGAGAGAGCCGCCUCAAGAUGAACCAGCUGCGGGCGGCAAAGGGAUUCUUCAAAAGAAGGAUCGACGGCGUGGUGGACGAGAGCGCGGCAGCCGGCGGUCACGCAGCAGGCAAGCACCUCGGGAAAGGCAAUGGAAAGGGCAAGGAUGGCGGCAAGUCGAAGGACAAGCGCUGCAGCAGGCCCGAGCUCGAGGUGAUGAUCUCCAGCGACGUCGUGCCAGCGUCCCUGGUGGCCAGCGGGGCCUCGAUCGCAGUUGCAGGACGCGGAUGGCGUGAUCGCGUCGAGACAGAGCUGGCAAAGUACGGCCUCAGGCCUAUCAAGGUGGACGCACACCAGAAGUUCAAGGGACUCGGUGGAGCACGACGCGAGUCGAAGCAGAAGUGGAUCAUCCUGGUGGGCAUCGGAAUCAAGCAUGCGCUGCAGGAAUACUUCGAGAUCCCCGGCGACAUGGUCGGCUUGACGAGCAGGAAGGACCUCGCCGAGUGGAAGACGAACCUCUACAUGUGCGAGGACGGCCACUGGGCGGACUUCCAGGAGCUCGGGGUGCACGGCAAGGAGCUGGUGAAGCUGCCUGGUGGGCAUGCUGGACUCGACCUCUUCGACUACGACCUCGACUCGUACGAGUCGGAGCCCCUCUUCGAGAGGUUCCGCGUGAACGAGAUGCAGCUCGAGCCGGGCGCGUUCCUGGUCGCGGAGACGCUGCAGGAGUACGAGCCGGGCUUCCAGGUGAAGGAGCACGCCGACUCGUGGUCGCGGAGCCCUGCAUGGUUUCGGUCGCGUUCCCAUGCGCACCUCUCGAACGUGCAAGAGUUUCAGCGAGCUCAGGGCAUAGGUGACCGGGUGGGCGACCUCAUCGAUGAGUUCAAGCCAUUGGUUGACUUUUCGGCGAAGGUGCUCCGGACUCAGGCUGAAGGUGGACGCAUCGGCAUCGGCGAGAACCCUCUCACGAGCCGUGCUUGGAACGAGGAGCCGAUCCUGGAUCUGUUAUGUUGGCACGGUGAGCGACCUCCACUGUGCGAGAUGUUUACGCUACACCAGGGCAUGUUUGGACUGACGGACGACUACGGCACACCGAUUCGGAAGGCCACACGUAUGUUGGUACCCAGCGGCUCAUGUUUUCUGUGGUGGCUCGAUCGCCAGCGUGACCAGCGCCACGAGCAUGCCGACGCGGUCGGGCGAGGCACGUUGCUCUCGCGGGCUAGCGCCUGGCCGGACGACCUGGGCAAGACCCUGGUGAGUGCUGGUGCUCACGAGCUGGCGCGGCGCACCGACCUGAAUCGGGACGCUGUGACGAAGGUUCCAGAUCAGAGGACCAUGCGCGCGGUAGCCAAGGAGUUCAGGCUGAGGAGGGACCCGAUCGACGUACGCGUGCUGAGGCAGAACGAGGCUAUCCCUGUGCCUCGCGGAGCUGUGCGGCGCAUUUACGCCAUGUGCACCGACACGGGCGUGCUGGCCGAUUAUUCCGAGGCCUGCGCGGACGACCCGAACUUCACGACGGUCGAGCUGGCCGCAAGGUAUCCGACCGACACGGUGGUCGCGAUCUAUGUGAAGGAGCCGAAAGUGCAGACAUCCUCCCCGCGACGGUAUCCCUACUCGGCAGCCGACCAGAAGCACUCAAGCACGACGAUCGUGAAGCAAACGCAGUACAUCGAGACCUACAUCGCGAAGUGGGGCGCCCUGGGGAAGCUCAUCUUGAACCUGAGCCAUCCGUCGGCACACGCGAAGAAGCGACGCCUGAAGUCCUACGAGGUGUCGCAGAAGGUCCUCGACGCGGUGGACAAGUUGGACUGUGUCGUGUGCAAGGAGCUCGGGAGGCCCAACACGACGAGAUCGGCCAAUCUGAAGCUCUCGACGGAGUUCAACGGGAAUGUGUUUCUGGACGAAGCCGAGGCAGAGUGGAAAAGGGCCAUCGACUUCUUCAAGAACCAUUUCCAGCGCCUGAACCGCGAUGUGCAGCUCACCAAGAGUGACGAUCCAUCCGCGUGGACUUCGGUGAUAGCGAGCACGUGCAACAACCACAUCCGACGGAAUGGUUUCACGCCCUAUCAGUAUGUACUGGGACGAUCGCCUAACGUCCCGGCCUCGCUGAUCGAGGCGAUCGAGGCAAUGGAGGGCCAUCGGAGGCAGCUGGCGGCGCAGAGCGCAGCCCUUUUCGAGGACGGUCCCAGGAGGGCCGAGCAGAUUCGCGCUGCGGCGAACCGGGCAAUGGUCGAGCUGGACAGCAACGACGCAGUGAGAAGGGCCUCGGUUGGUCGGGUUCGCCCGCCGCGCGGGCCGCUCGUGCUGGGCCAGCUGGCGUUCUAUUGGCGUGAGGUGAAGCACGUUAAGUCGAAGCGGCUACAGGGCGAGCACGGGUGGCGAGGCCCAGCUAUUGUGCUGGCGGCCGAGGGCGAUACUAGGCUACACCUCAGCUACCGUGGAGCGCCGGCGCUCGCGACGCCUGAGCAGGUGCGACAUGCCUCUCGUGGUGAAGCCGAGAUGGUGGAGAACGAGGACCUAGUCAGGCAACUGUCGCAGUGGCGUGAAGGACCUGCCCUCCAGAAGGGCUUCGUGGACGAGCGUGGACCUGGGCCUGACGGGAGCGGUGGCCAGCGAGACAGGCGUCGCAAGAAGGACGACGGCGACUCGGACAACGAGGACGCUGUGGGCGACGCACCGGCUACCAAGACGUACCACCACUACCUGGAGAUGGAAACGGCAUGCAGGACGUUAGAGAUGGAGAUACACCCGGAGAUGGAGACGCGCCUCCCGGAGAUCGAGGACGACGAGAUCGACGACGAAGUGCUCUUCCUCAAGGUGAAGAAUCGCUCGAGGGACGCAUUCGCGGCCAGGAGGACCGACACCGCGAAGAAGCAGGUCACCCCGAAGAAAGGUCGAGAACUACGCAGCAUCCCAUCAGAAUGGAAGACGGCAUUCGAUGCGAGUGACCUGGAAAGGUGGCGUAAGUGGAUUCAGCACGACGCUGUGGAGUGGCCGAAUGAAGAGGAGGUCGCGGGCGUCGAGAAGGCGGACAUCCUGCCCAUGAGGCGCGUCCGCACCAACAAGAAUGAACCUACGAAAGAAAGCCUCUCGUACGAGCAGCAUCCGCUGAAGGCGAAGUCACGGAACAUCGUCCCAGGCUACAUGAACAAGCAGUUGCUUGCGGGCGAGCUGCAGACGAACGCUCCGACGCUCACGGACACGGCCACGGCGGUGAUCAUCCAGGAAGCCGCCAGUCAGCCUGGCUGGAGUCUCGAGCAGCGCGACGUGGAUUCGGCAUUUUUGAAUGGGAAAUAUCUCGACAGCUCCAGUCGCGUGUACUUCCGUGUUUCCAAGGGCGGAAUGCCUGCGGUGCCGGAGCUGGGAUGGCCAUUCGUCCCAGAAGGGACUGUCCUGAAGGCGAAGAAGGGCAUCUACGGGUUGAACGAUGCACCUCUAUUGUGGCACGAGGAGCAUCGCGACACCAUCCUGUCGCUUCCCGGGGUGGCUAAGCUGGGGAAGGUGCACUGCUACGGCAAGUGGCAGACGGCGAAGACCGGUUUCCACCGCUACGGGAGCUUCCUCAAGCAGAACGACGACAGUACACGGAUAGAUUUGGCGUUCCGGCUGGUGGAAAGUCAAGCUCGGGCUCACGACAGUUACUUCAAGGUACAAGACCGGCUAGAAUUCAACAAGCUCGUGGGCGACGCCAAGACCGACCACGUGGACAUAACCUUCCAGAAGCUGGACAUGGACAACGUGAUUGUGGUGGCAGUGGGGGACUCGAGCCACGGGAACGUGGGCAAGAAGAAGACCGCUAGUUACCCCGAUGUUGUGGUGAUCCUGGCAGCCGAGACGAUGGCAGCGCUUGAAGCAGUCGAGAGUGGCGACAUGCUGAGACAGCACCUGGUGGAGUUGCACCGCUGGCGGGGCUACCGGAUCCACAUGGAUGACGUAAAGGCGAUCAAGAUGGUGGAGGUCACGGAGUGUAAGUCGCUCUACGACUUGCUGCAGAAACGAGGGACGGUCCCGUCCGAGACGCGGCUGCUCAUCGACAUCGAGUCGCUCAGGAACGACAUGGAGUUCAACAGCGUGGUGAGCAAAUGGGUGAACACCAAGCAGAUGCUCGCCGAUUGUCUUACCAAGCAGGACGUCCGCGCGGGCGACUACAUGAGGUACGUGCGCCGGACGGACGAGUACCGGUUGACGGAGGACCCCACGGCAGAGCAGGUGAUCUCCGAGCAACGGAUGGAUCUGAAGGGUCGCAGGGGCGAGCACUACCGCUCGAAGUAUCCUCGUCGGCAUCGGCCUGCCGACCAGCCCUCCGUGCGGGAAGGCUCCACCUACUUCGAGGACUGCAUUGCGGACUUGAGGUACAAUGCGCGUGCAGCUCGACCAGCGCCCAAGAACUACAUCCGUUGGCGAAUGAUGCUGGGCCAGCGCGAAGACAUGGCUCUUGAGCACUACGAGAGAGAUUUCACGGAGAAGCAUAACUUGAAGGAGACGGACACGACCAACGACAUCGAGCACCAAGAGGACGUGAACAUCAUUUCGGACGAGAACCAGACCACGGACGAUACGGCGGAUCUGGACGACGUGACGGAGAUCUACAUGAUGAACGCCGCGGGUGCCGAGACCGAGGAGAUCG
Messenger RNA from Prorocentrum cordatum, 5329 nucleotides. The record is from the annotation of a GenBank genome assembly. Lineage: Eukaryota; Dinophyceae; Prorocentrales; Prorocentraceae.